UUCUACAUGACCCCUGGCUGUGCAGGAAAGCACACACUUCCUCCGUGUGACGUCACGAGCUAGUUAGUUCUCCCUAGGCACACACAGUUAUCUGACUCGAGACGUCUGGAGUUUCACAGCACACCGACUUGUUCACAACAAAGCAAAGAUCACUGGUCACUAACUUCAAAGAGAUCAACAAUGACGACGCAACAUUUUCUAGCGCUACUUCUGACGCUGGUCAUCAGCAAUAUCGCCCACGGGGCUACUACAGAGGCUCCUUCUCCCAGCCCCGCAACUGGCAAUGUAGAGACUACCACAGUGACUAUGCACAUGGGACACACCAUGCAGCAUACCAUGGACCACGGAACCCAUCCCGGAAUGGACCACACCGGAAUGGACCACACCGGAACACACCACCACGGAACUCACCACCCCGGAAUGCACCAUACCGGAAUGGACCACACCGGAACUCACCACCACGGAAUGGACCACACCGGAACACAUCACCAUUCCGGUGGAGACCACGCGGGCACGCACCACCCCGGCAUGCAUCACACCGGCACGCACUCCAUGGACCACUCCGGAAUGGACCAUGGCUCGGGACAUAGCUCGUAUUUCUACUUCGGUCACCACGAGGUUGUUGUUUUGUUCCUGGAGUGGACGAUCAAUACAGUACCAGCUCUUAUUGGCUCCUGUAUCGGAGUGUUCGCCAUCGCUAUGCUGUACGAAGGCCUGAAGGUUUGGCGGGAAAUGUUGAUCGUCCGGGCACAGGACAGUAAGAAGGCGGCCUCCAACUCAUACAGUAUGACCAACAUUGCGAACGGCAAAAGUACCAGCACUCUGGACGUGGACAUUGCCCCACGGGCGACAACACCUAGGACAAGGGACCAGAUCUGUAACUGCAUGCACGCGCUGCAGUCUCUCCUGCACAUCGUCCAGGUCCUGGUCAGCUACGGGCUGAUGUUGGUCUUCAUGACGUUUAACGUCUGGCUGUGUCUGUCCGUGGCGUUCGGGGCAGGUGCCGGCUACUUCGCCUUCGGCUGGCGCAGGCCCAUAACCGUGGAUAGGAACGAACACUGCCAUUAAACAUAACUUCCUAUAACAGAGAAUUACAGUCUGUGCCAUACUUUAUUCAGAUUGUAAACAAUAGUCAAUACAAUACACACAGGUCACAGGCAGCUAUUGCUGGUGUUGUGACCCACACAUUAACACAUGGACAUAAGUACACAUUGUACCGUGUACAAAUGUCGUGCAAGCAAUAAAGUCCAUUCAGUUUUAAGGAUACAAAUUUAACAUGAGCUUUCUUUUAGUGAGAAAAAUCGAUUACAUUGUUCCAUAUCCAGGUAAUGUGACAUAUAUCCUGGAUGAAAAGACAAUGGUUUCUUAUAACUCAAAGUACUCUAUUUGUGAUCCCAAUGAGAUCAAUAAGACAUGCCCAUGGAAUUACCAAUCGUUGUUUUCAAAUUUGGGUGCAUUAUGUUGUGGACUGUGGUGAAAAUAUAAUGUCGCAAUGGACUGUUGGUCAGUUUUGAUUAAAAGAAGCCAGAUGAGAUAAUAUAUCAUUGUAAUGAAUUAAUCUAUAUCAACUUGUCAUUAUUUCAAAUCGAUCUCACAAUAUACACAAGAAUUAGAUUCGCCUGUAAAUUGCUAUGCAAUUGUUCUUUGUAAUGUUAUGCAAACACUGAAUACAACUAAAUUUGGGCUACAUUUGAGCCAACAACUUGAUUUAAAAAACACCAUCACCAGUUCAUUUAGCGCUGUAAGUACAAACUCACUGCCAUACACACUAUCAAUGAUGAGGAUAACCUAAACAGGCUUGAAUAUAACAUAUCACAACCUACCUUUAAAUUUGAUGUCACUACAUGUAGAUCAUUGUUGUCGUUCACGUCACGUUGUAUCACACUUUAUUAAUUAAGCAAAUGCGCGUGACACGGUGUGCUUCUUAUGGUUCAAUAAAUUGUAGUUAAGCAAGA
Molecule: messenger RNA, 1955 nt
Organism: Branchiostoma floridae (Florida lancelet)
Lineage: Eukaryota; Metazoa; Chordata; Leptocardii; Amphioxiformes; Branchiostomatidae
Product: high affinity copper uptake protein 1-like
Exons: 6
Coding region: 181-1068 (295 amino acids)
Biological process (GO): copper ion transmembrane transport
Cellular component (GO): membrane
Molecular function (GO): copper ion transmembrane transporter activity
Source: RefSeq, a predicted model, not a curated record